Messenger RNA from Rhincodon typus (whale shark), 8519 nucleotides. It is a transcript of the gene ppp1r9a, whose product is annotated as protein phosphatase 1, regulatory subunit 9A. Lineage: Eukaryota; Metazoa; Chordata; Chondrichthyes; Orectolobiformes; Rhincodontidae. Gene Ontology annotation, cellular component: postsynaptic density; dendrite; cytoplasm. The coding region runs from base 460 to 4617 and encodes 1385 amino acids. The transcript has 20 exons. Gene Ontology annotation, biological process: actin filament organization; neuron projection development; calcium-mediated signaling. The record is from RefSeq and is a predicted model, not a curated record. Gene Ontology annotation, molecular function: actin filament binding.
CCUCUGCUCCCCGGAUCCGUGCUGCCCUCGCCCUCGCGGCGGUUGUGCCCUGCGGUCUCCGCUGUUUGACGCUCGGCCACGCGAUGACGUGUCGGCGCGCGGUACACGGCCGUUUUGUUUCAGUUGGAGCGCGAGCCGCUGCGGGAAUAACGGCUGCGGCGGCGCCAGCGAAAGAGCUGCGGCUCGGAAUCCGGGGCCGGUUCUCACCUCGAUCCCUUCCUUCCCCCUCACCCCAUGGCCAGCAUGUCCGCAGGCAGCAGCUGCUGUGCCUUAGAUUCAUGGGCACCUGUGCCGCUGCGCCUCCGGGCUUCUCUUCCUCCAGCUCUCGGCGUGACAGUGGCCGUGUGAGAGUAAGAGAACCCCCCCCCCCCCCGCAACUUGCAGCAUUUAUUUGGAAGGAGGAGGGGGGAACUUUUUUUUCAGACAUCUUCAUCAUUCGGCUGGUGCCGACUGUAAACCAUGAUGAAGACGGAGGCUUCAGGAGAGAGAUCGACCCUCCGCAGUGCCUCGCCGCACCGCAACGCUUACCGGACCGAGUUCCAGGCUCUCAAAAGCACCUUCAGUAAAGGCGCCGGCAACGCGGGGGUGGCGGCGGCCGCCCCUGGAGGCGAUGGAAAGGCGAGGGAAGGCACCGAGAAUCCGCUGCAAGCCCGGGGAAGGAAAUACGGCUCCAAUGUUAACCGGAUCAAGAACAUGUUGUUUAUGCAGAUGGGCAUGGGGCCUGGCGAGGACAACGGGUCUUCUGCCCGCAGCAAAGGAGCCCGAGGGACUUCGUCGUCCCCGCACCGGAGAGUGCGAGCCCGGGAUGUGGCGGACGUCGCAGCCGGCCCCCGGGUCAAGCUGGCCGAUCGGACGAGUCGCAUCGAAGCCAGUCGUGAUGGGCCAUCGACCUACUCCAAAUUUUCUGAGACACGCAAACUGUUCGAGCAGAGCAGCCGCGAGUCGCUGGCCCUUUCUCACCAGUGCUCCCCCAAACGGGAGCGCAAGGGCUCCCAGGACCAGUUGCUGGACGAGCUGCAGGCGAUCGAUGGGCCCCGCUCCCAUAGGGGUAGCACCGAGUCUCUGGACAGCACCAGCCCCAGGACAGAAUCCCUGUCUCCCACUGUCAGCCAGCUCAGUGCCGUCUUCGAAAGCACCGAGCAGCAAAACCCGGCGGCGGGCGAAAGCGGGCUGCACGGCUCCUCGAAAACCAUUGAACGACUGAACGAGGAGCAACCCCCAGACUCGAAAACAUCCGUUAUUCAAGGUGAAUACAAGAAUUAUUUUGUAAACGAGGAUACUGGAGGUUCACCGAAGACACAUGAAAAACAGCCAAACUUUGCCAGCCAUGCGACAUUUCCAUCGGAGACCGUCAAAACAGAUCCUUCUUGUAACCAGAACAGUGCAAUGGACGAAAGGCAAACUAAAUCCGGAGCGCACGUUGGUGUGGACCAUCGUGAUAAUCAGCAAGAACAAGGAUCCAUUGCAGAAGGUAGUUAUAACUUAGAGAAACACACAAACCUUCCUAUGGACGUAAAUCAAAGCAGUGUUGCUUCAGAUUUUCAGAAAAGCGCUGCGAUUGCAACUGGAACAGCUUCAGGUCAGCGAGGUUCAACAACAAGCGAAAAUUCCUCAGAGGAAAGUACAACUGAACAUUCUGGGAUUCCAGUCACAAAUCGAUCAGUUGACAAAACCGACGGUUUGGAAUAUCCCAGAACCGAAUCUAAAAUUCAAAAUGUGGAGGCUAAGGGCUGCAGUGUGGAGUCAGGAGAUGACGCUGGUUGGGAGCACACUUAUGAGGACUCAGAGGAGCAAGUGGAUAGCGAUGGAGAUAAUUAUGACCCAAAUGUGGAAUGCACAGAAGUAAAAGGAUUAUCCGAUGAAGAUAAUAUUCCAACGAAAAGGAAAGUUAAGUUCAGCACGGCUCCCAUAAAAGUUUUCCAUACGUACUCUAAUGAAGACUAUGAUAGGAGAAAUGAUGACGUGGAUCCAGUUGCUGCAUCUGCUGAAUAUGAACUGGAAAAACGAGUAGAGAGGCUUGAUCUUUUCCCUGUUGAACUUGAAAAAGAUGAAGAUGGUCUCGGCAUCAGUAUUAUAGGAAUGGGAGUUGGAGCAGAUGCAGGAUUAGAAAAACUAGGAAUUUUUGUCAAGACCGUUACAGAGGGAGGAGCAGCUCAAAGGGAUAGCAGGAUCCAGGUGAAUGAUCAGAUCGUGGAAGUGGAUGGAAUCAGUUUGGUGGGUGUUACUCAAAGUUUUGCUGCCACUGUUCUGAGAACAACUAAAGGCAGUGUUAGGUUCCUGAUUGGGCGAGAGAAACCUGGCCAGAGCAGUGAGGUUGCUCAGCUGAUCAGCCAAACUCUGGAGCAGGAACGACAUCAAAGAGAACUGCUGGAACAGCACUAUGCUCAGUAUGAUGCUGAUGAUGAUGAGAGAAACAUUGUGCAUGAUUUUCGUGGAAGCAGAAGGAGCUGCAACAAUAACAACAAUUCUUCUUUUAAGCAGACAGGGGAAUAUGCCACUGAUGAGGAGGAUGACGAAAUGGGCUCAGUUCUCACUGGUGGUGAAAUGGCGAUUGAAGUGUUUGACCUGCCUGAAACCGAUGAUAUGCUUUCUCCUACAGAGGUGGACGCCAGCAAGAUUGCUCACAAAUUCAAAGAGCUACAGAUUAAGCAUUCUGUUACUGAAGCUGAAAUUCAGAAAUUGAAAACUAAGCUCCAGUUAGCAGAGAAUGAGAAGGUUCAGUGGGAAAUGGAGAAAACACAACUCCAGCAGAGCAUUGAAGAGAACAAAGAAAGGAUGUUGAAAUUAGAGAGCUACUGGAUUGAGGCACAGUCCUUGUGUCAUACGGUCAAUGAACAUUUAAAAGAGACCCAAAGCCAAUAUCAGGCUUUAGAGAAGAAAUAUAAUAAAGCCAAGAAACUUAUUAAAGAUUACCAGCAGAAGGAAAUAGAAUUUGUUAAGCAUCAAGAUGCUGAAAGAAAGAAAUUUGAAGAAGUUGAAAAGCUACAUGCAGCAGAAGUUCAGAAACUUCAGAGCAGGAUUUCAGAUCUGAAAGUCGAGCUUCAAAAAUUAACGAGAACAAAUGGGACUCAAAUGAACAACAAUAAUAACAUCUUUGGAGAGGAGCAGGAAAAGAAAACAACAUUCAUGGAUAUAAUAAGAGAGCCUCCACUUAAAGCAAUUGAUAGCUUGACAAGAAUGCGGGGGUACAACCUUGACGGUUCAACUGAAGAAGUUGUUGAAACUUCAACUAUGAAGUCAGCUGACCCAGAUGAGGUUUUUGAUUUUAAUGAAGCAGUACCUGAAACACAGAUAUUGGAUAGCAAAGUACUAAAGGCUCGAGCACAUCUUUCAGGGAAAUCAAAGCGACAACGACCCUCGAGAUCCAGGAUGCAUGACAGUGUCAGCUCAACUGAUGGUGAUGAUAGUCUUGAGCGAAAGCCUUUAGAUAGCUAUGGAAGUCCCACGCACAUUUCCAGAUCCCCCCUGCCAGCAUCCUUGAGGACUUGUUCACCAGCAUCUGAUUCUGGAGCCUCUUCAUUAUCUCCAGUAGCCAGCAAUGCAGUCUUCUCAUUUGAUACUACAGUCGAAAAUCAAGCUCUGGGAGAACAUAACCAACGAGGUUUGACAUCAUCAGAGCGACUUUCAGAGGAUUCUGUAGGAGGAACCACAACUUCAUUGCCAUCAAAUCCUUGUCACAAUGCUACAUUGUCUUUCUUGCAUCAUAUGGAUAACCAAGGCAAAAUGAGAAAACCUGAAGAUGACAACAGAGGUAUUUCUUCACCAACAAAAGUCAGUCUUCCUAUGAAUCAAAAAGAGAACACAAAACAAAAGUUUGUUGACUUUGGCAUUCAAUUGCAAACAGCAUCUUAUAAAGGGAAUAAACAAAAGGACAAAGAGAAAGAAUCCAAUAGACUAUCAUCAGGAAGCAGGAUCUCCAAGGAUACCCUGGAUAGCUUGACAAGUACCAUUUCAAUAGGAGAAACAUCUUCCUCCGUCUCACCAUGUGUACUUUUAUCCUGGUUUGGAGAAAGUGCCAGAGGAUACAAUUCUUCCAGUAAUAUGCCAUCCCCGAGCAGCUCAACAGAACCAUCUUCUGAGAGCCUAAGCCCAGAGAAACAGAGAUAUAAGAAUUUCACCUACAUUGAUGACUUUAGCCCCAGUAGCACAAGUUCUGCUGAUUUGAGUGGAUUGGUUGCAGAACCAAAUUCUACAGGGCGUUCCCUAAUAUUGGCACUCUCCUCUGAUGAGAUCCUCGAUGAAGGACAAUCACCAAAACACAAUCAAUGGAAGACUCAUGCUCUUUUGGAUUGGAGCACCCAUCAGGUUUCUCAUUGGCUUAUGGGACUGAACAUGGAACAAUAUAUUCCACAAUUUACUGCCAAAGGCAUUGAUGGAGAACAGUUGCUGCAGCUGGAUGGAAGCAAACUUAAGGCAUUAGGUAUUGUGUCUCAAGAUCGAGCCAUCAUUAAAAAGAAACUAAAAGAACUAAAGUCGUCAGUUGAAAAAGCCCGUAAAGCACAACAGAAGUUAGAGAAACAAAGAGAAAAACGGAGAAAAAAAGAACAGGAGCAGCUUCUGAAAAAGAAUAAGAAAAGCAAAUCUUCAUUUCCAGCAGCAGAGCCUGAUACUGAAUAAGACUGGUAGAAAGUCUGGGUUAGUAAUGAAGACUUAAGAGGGUUUUAGUAUUAACCCAGCAUGCAGUAUCCUGUGUGGCAGAGCUGUUGACAUGUACAGAUUUUAAGAAAAAUGCACUUCAGAUCUCAAUUUUUCCAAACCUCAAAGUUAGUGAUGUUUUGGUGACUGUCGUAAAAGCACCAAAAAUCAGUGGCAUUUUUUGUACUACUGUUAAGUUUACCAUUCCACAACUGGCUACUAUGGAAGACUUUUGUGAUUCCUCUUGCUUUAGCACUAAACUGAGUGAAGCCCAAAGGAAGGAUCUGCAGAUGUGUGACUGUCCAACAGCUCAUCUGACAAGGUAUCAGCUAAAAAAGAGUUUGAAACGAUCAUACAAAAUGCAGCCAUCUUUCUGGAUUGGAAAUUGUUAGAUUUGGGAGUUAAGAUCAUACAAACAUUUCUAUUUUCAUGAAGUCUUAAAAAAAAUUGGGGUGUGGAUAACUUUUGUCCCUUUUAAGUAUUUCUACAAGAAUAUUACUCAGUUUAAAUGAAAAUAAUAUUACUGUCAGUAUUUGUGUGCCUAUUUUUUAAGUCUUAAAAGAAGAGAAGGAACUUGGUCUUUCAUGAACUGCUGCUUUUUUCCAGAACCUUCAUGUCUUUGAGAACUAAGAGUUUAGUUCCCAAAUCUCUGCAUUAUAUAAAAUUACUGUAAAUGCAAAUGAUUUUCAAAUUAAAAUAUUUUAGUUCUUGCAAAUGAAAUGUUUGAACUGUAGAGGGCCUAGAAUAGGCAAUUUCAGAGACCUGCAUAUUGCACUGAAACUUAAUGGACUUAAACUCCUUAGCAGGAAGCUAUACCCACAGAAUACUACUUGUGAUACCAAUGUGUGAUGGACAAUAUAGCUGUGGAAUGAGUGAGUACCCAUUUUACUCUACCAGUAAGAACGCCUUUACAAAGAUAUAAAGGAAAUUUUCACAAGUGGUAGAAUAUUUUUGUGCACUCCAUUGUUCUGCAUUCUAUUUAUUAGAAGAGUUUCAUAGAAGGUAGCUGGGGAUUUCAGUACUCCUUUUAAAGUCCCAUGUAGAUAACUGUUCAGUUGCGAUAAUGAAGAUUUUCCAGAGUAGAGGUGUACAUAUACAUAAUUUCAAGGAAAUUAUAAGGUGGGCCAAGAUAUAACCAUUUAUAAUAUUUCAAAAUUGAGUAUUGUCUGGCUGAGUAACAAAAUAUACAAACAUUUAAGUGGAAAGAGGGUGAUUAAUUAAAUAAGGCCAGAUUUUCUUUAAAAAAACUAAUCAGCUUUGUUGGAGAAUUUCUACAGAUCAUCUUUUAUAUUCCACUUACAAAUUUCAUAAAUUCAAUGUUAUGUGCCAAUUCAGCAAAAUCAGUAGGAAAGUAAUGUAUUAAAGCUCUGGUCUGAGUGUAAAUUAAGGAAAUAUGAUUACUAUUGUCUAUAUGAUAACUUUUGUGAUAAAUAUGCAUUCAUGUGUCUCAUGUUUGAAACUUGUCUCAUUUUACUGUUUCCAAAAUUCUCUAUUUAGUUUUACUUGAUGUAAAGUAUCUGACAGAUUAUUUAGAUUUGAUUGAAUCAAUGCUCCAACUUCUUAAAAACAUUAAAACGUUGUUAUUUUAUAUGUGAACAAUAUUAUUUUUAGAACGCCAACAUAUUAUCUCACAUGAUUUGGGGACUCAUCAGAUAACUUUGUUUUGAAUAUUGCUUCUUGAGAGAAUUUUUAAAAGUUCCCCAGUGCUUGAUUAAUGUAUCAAAAAUGUAAUUUGUACAGUCCUUUGCAUGUUUUUGAAUCAAAACUUUUUCUUCUGUUUUUGGUAAGUACAUUUUCUCCCAUGUCUCACUGAAUGCAAGUGGAUUCAUAAAUAACUCAGCACCAAACAUAUUGGUUUCCUACCCUCUUCAUCACUGUAUGGCCUAUUUUGUUUAUAAUUGUGUGUCAUCAAUUAUAGCCAGUAUUUCACAUUUUAUUUAAAGCAAUUAAAUACUGUAACAGCGACAAAAGGUUGAAUAUAUUUUCAUGUAAAUUCUGAAGUGAAAUUUGUGGCAUUAUGCACUUUCACCUUAAUUGUUUUAAGUUUCAUUUUACCACUUUGAAGGUAUUUUAGUGGUUAAAAUUCUUAGUUCUAGUGCAAUCUUGCGUAAAAAUUAAGCAGCAGACAAGUAUGGGCAUUUAAUUAAACUAAUUUGGUGGAUUUGUUCAAGGCCAUUUCUCUGUUAUCAAAGAGAUCUACAGUAAUUCUGUUUGCAGAUGAUUAGCUAAAGUUCAGUUUUUAGGAUGUGACCCUGAUAAGUUUUAUUGCUUUUGAUCCAAAAUAUGUCAGACUGAUUCAUCUGUUAAUCCAAAGAUUUAUCAAUAAAACUUAAUUAUUAAUGAAGAAGAUAUGUACUAAACAUAAAACAGGUUUGCAGUUCAGUGCAGCCAAUUUAAAUAAGUUGAAUCUGACAUCAGUUUGGUCUGCUGAUCUGUUUGAGAAAGGUCCUAUGAUAUUCUGCGCUUGUAUUUUCUGCUUCUGUACUGCAUGUGUUUGUACUUCUAUAUUUCUAUCCUCCAGUUAUUAUUUCUUUCAUUACAGUUAACAUUUUCUGGCUUCCUUACAGUUUCCAACAAGGCAGGUACUCAUUGAUAAAUAUUAAAACUUGAGGAAGAAGGAAUAGUAUUGUUAGAAGCAGCAGUUCAUGUAAUGAAUUGUGCAGCUAGCUUUCAACUACUUCAGCCAAAAAGAUGUACAAUCUUUAAAGCAACCACUCCCUUUGUCCAUGGGUUACUGUUCUCAGCAAAACAGUGAUAUUCAGACUAGCAUUAUUCUCAUGUAUUAACUUUCCUUUGCUAGUUGCAAGAAUGAUUUUUUUUUAAUUUUUACACUCCCAUUUGUUGCAAUAUGAGUAUGUCAUGCUUCAAUAUUUGUCAAUAUACACAACUAUUUAAGUGUGCCAAAUCCUGCAAUUUAACAACUAAUGCUAGAUAACUUGUCUGAUAUAUUUUUAAACAAGUGCCAUAGGGAUGCCUCUGUUGUAUGAAAGUCCUGCUGGUAGAUUUUCCAUGUUGACCACUAAAGUGAAAACUGUAAAAGGACAGGUAACAAAUUGCUGAGGCUAUACUGCAUUUAGUAGUUAACUGAAUCAACUAGUCUGGUAUAAUUUUUUUGGAACAUUUUCUGAUGUGGUGAACUAUUAUACUAUUAAAUACUUUGAAGCUGAGGGGAAUUAAAAGGAAAAAUUAACUUUGCAUACAAUUAAAAUAAAUAAAUCUAGCAAGCAUAUAAGGUAGCGAUGAUGAUCCAUAAUAGGAAGGUAUGAUGAAUUGCCUGCACAGAAUGAGGGAUUAUUUGGUAUUUAACAUAAACUGUAUUAAAGGAUGUUGUAUCGGUGAUUUUGCCUUUUUCUGAAUUGUGUAACAGUUAAUUCAUUUUGAAAUAAUACAGUUAGUUACAUGUAGCUCAAGAAUGACUGGGCAGCUAAUGAAGAAAUGCACUGAGGAUGUUGAAUUUGUUUUAAAUUGCUUGGGUGUACUUUCUAUUUGUGUUACCUAAGCAUCACAAGAUGGAGGAAAUUAUUUUGAGUAAAAUAUGUACAAAUAGCAUGGCUUGGUGUCUGAUAUGAACACCUAUUCACAAUGUUCCUCUGACUGCAUGAUAUCUUAAUGAAAUCUUAGUGCCAUGCCUGAACCUAGUCGUCUAUGCUUAGUGAUGUACUGUAUUCCUAUGUUGUGUUUACAAAAUUACAUUCCUCAAUGUUUUAUUUCAAUGUUCAUGACUGAUGGGAGCUUUAUAAUGGCUAGUUUGUCCUUCUCUCUCAAUUUAAAAUGACUGUGAUGAGCUAAUAUUAGUUGAUGUAAAUAAAGAAUUUGCCAGUUGCCAAAUGCAUAGCAUUGUUGUCUGACAACAAAUGCAUUAAAAGUAACAAGAAUUGAAAAGU